Molecule: messenger RNA, 2740 nt
Organism: Pelobates fuscus (common spadefoot toad)
Lineage: Eukaryota; Metazoa; Chordata; Amphibia; Anura; Pelobatidae
Gene: HAUS5
Product: HAUS augmin like complex subunit 5
Exons: 20
Coding region: 72-2102 (676 amino acids)
Biological process (GO): spindle assembly; centrosome cycle
Cellular component (GO): centrosome; HAUS complex
Source: RefSeq, a predicted model, not a curated record
AAAUAAAGAGUCAGUGACGUAGAAAGAGCGCGACGGGUGCAGGCGGGAAACUCCAAAACACCGUGAACAAAAUGGAUCGCAAGAGUCUGGCGCAAGAGGUGCGUCGAUGGGCAAUAGAGGAGAUGGGCCUUUCAGCGCAGAAGGCACCAAGCGAGGAGAUGCUGCAGAGACUCUUCAUUGGGCAGUGUGCGGACAUAUGGAAGUACGUUAUACGUCACGUCUUCAGCCAAGGGACGGUGAAGAAAAUAGAAGGGAAUCUGUUGUGGUACCAGCAGCUGCAACAAUCAGAGACACAGAGGUCGGCAGAGGAGGAGCAGCGUCUGCGCAGGAAGCAGCUUUGCCAGCAGAUACUGGAUCUUCGCUCAGAGCUGCAACAUCUGCAGGAGCAAAUCCGCUGCUCAGAGCAGGAGAUCGCCUGCUGCAAUUUGAGUAGUGAGCGUUCGCAGGAUAUUUGUCGCCGGGCAAUGCUGCUACACGCUUUCAAAGAAAAGAAAGACAUUGAAAUCGACUUCUUUAACAGCAGUUUUUUCCCAUUACUAGUCCGCAAUACGCACCUGCAGAACGUCAGCCGAUCAUCUCAGAGACCCGUGCAUUUUGGCCCAGCCGAUGGUGGGGAAGAGAACAAUUUCCACUUGGAGUCUGGAGUCCUGAACGAAGUGCGAGAAACCUGCAAUGGCCGGUUUGCCUUCCUGCGCUCUGUUCAUGGCGAUGCUCUCAGAAAUUCAAUAUUAGACAGAGAAAAUGCACUUGACGAGGCACAUGAGGUGUGGAAGAGUGAAUCACAGAAAGUAUGGUGCACGCGUGCCCCCAAUCAUGUCCUGGCAGCUCUAAAACACUAUGCUGUAGAAACCACUAAUGAUCUCCGGAAACUACAGAAAUCGUCUGCACGUCCUACGCUUGUCGUUCAUAUUUCCAUCCCAAAUAAUGACGACGACGAUGAUGAUGACGACGAGGAGGUUAACGAUGAUGAUGUUCAGGCGGUAAAAGAUUUUUUGAAAGGAUGUCAACAGAGCAGACAAGAAAAUCUACCUUCCUUCCAACGACUAUUACAAGAAGGAUGGGAAGACUGUGCUAGGGUCACGUCGGACUUGCACCUCGUUCAACAUCGUAUUGAGAAUCUGUCUGAGAGCUUGUCAUCUGUGAUACAAGAGAUACACAAACACCUGUCAGAAGGCGGUGAAAUCACUGCUCUUACCAGAACUGCAUUUGACGCAGAGCUCCGGGCUGUCCUUCUUCGUGGCUACCGAGAUGGCCUUUUGGGUGAAUGUCGGGAGCUUCAGGAAGCUGUAAUAGAGAAGAAGAAUGAAGCAAAUGUCGUGCAGAACAAGAAGAAGGAGGUGGAGGAGCAAAGCCAGCUGCUGGAAAAGAAGCAAGCGUAUCUCCAGUCUCUGAUUAAAGAAAACUCUAAUGCUAGAGCCCACAUAAAGCGUAUGCAUCAGGAGGUGCGGCUCUUUAUCCAGAACAAGUUGUGUCCCUUCCCUCAGCAGCUUGUCCAUGAAACAGAGCGGCUGCGCGAUUACAUCAGCAAAGAGCUCAAACACUUCUCUGCGAUCUUCCUCCCGUCUUUUCAGAGGGUGUCAGUUGAGGGUGGAAACCAGGUUCCAUUGCACGAACUCUCCAUUAACCGUCUGUCCAAUAUGCGGGGUCCUUACUAUGGCGUCUACAAGGGACUAUACAACAGCAUGGGGCUUUCUCUUUACAGAGCCCCAGAGUGUCUUCUAAAUGUUGUAGCGGAUCUAAAGAAGAAUCUGUUUUUCAUGCACACUCAACUAGCCACCCGCAACAAAGCCAUUCAAAACUUGCAGCAACUUUCAAAUGACCGGCAGAAUUCUGACUCUGAGGCUCUGCUGAAGAUGCUGGCUGACCACUACGGUCAGCAAACCAAUGAAUUGCUACCCAAACUCCAAUUCCUGAUCUAUCAGUGUCGAGAGAGCCAGGAAUACGGCAAAGACGUUCAAGCUGCAAUCACGGACUGGUGGGAGCAGCCAGCUCAGCAGUGUCUGCCGUGGGAGCAGAGAGGGGGUCUGACUCUGCAGCAGUGGCGAGAUCGUUGGACCGUGGCAGUAACCGCACUGCAGAGGGCAUCAGGGGGCAGAAGUUGAGUGUUUUAAGGCAGGAUUGUUCCUGGGGGUAUAUAAACCUUGAGCUGUACAUGAAAACAGAUGGGGAGUUCUAAUGCCAUCUACAGGCUUAAUCUGUAACUGCAACAAAGCUUUUUAAAACUUCCCUUGUGUAUAGAAAUGUAUAUAGAUGCAUGGAGCUUAUUUAAAUCCAGAUUAUAUUUUCUUAUCAUUGUCAUCAUAUUUCUUUGAACCAGAUCUAACCUGCCACAAGCUUGCUUAAAUAGAAUGGUAAUUUCCAAUGAAUUGUAGAUCAAGUGAUUUUUAAUGGAUAUUCAUAAUUCCUAGUGUUUUAUAAAGUAUUCUAUUUUGUUAAUCCCACAAGUCACUGUGCAUUAGUGAAGUCUGUAUUGUGUGCUCUGUAUAGUCCGGUUUCUUGUCUAACUGGUGAGUUUUGAGGUAUUUGCCUCCCCAGCCUUCCUUGGGUUUGAUUAUUUUAACAUUUUGUAACAAAUACAGGACUGGGAUGUUUAAUUAGCUGAUUUUCUGCAUAUCUCCAGGUCUACGUAAAUGACCUGUAGACUCACAUGAACAAGGUUUAUACUGUGUACAAACAUGGUCAUGUCUUCACUGUAUAGAAAUAUGUAUAAAUCCCACAUCAAUAAAACUUUUUUAAAAAA